Molecule: messenger RNA, 5205 nt
Organism: Vairimorpha ceranae
Lineage: Eukaryota; Fungi; Microsporidia; Nosematidae
Product: transcription initiation factor tfiid subunit
Exons: 1
Coding region: 1-5205 (1734 amino acids)
Biological process (GO): transcription initiation at RNA polymerase II promoter
Cellular component (GO): transcription factor TFIID complex
Molecular function (GO): RNA polymerase II general transcription initiation factor activity; protein binding; chromatin binding
Source: RefSeq, a predicted model, not a curated record
AUGAAAAUUGAAAGACAAAAAAAUAUUUAUUUUAUAGAUCUAAAUCAGAAUCUGUUUAGAGGAUACAUUGAGACUUAUAUUAAUAAUAAAGAAGAUAUAUUUUUUAGAUAUAAAUUUUCUGCCUUAGAAAUAACAGAUAUUGCCGUAUUCCAAAAUGGGCAGCUUAUUACUGAUGCAUUAUUUACUAUUGAAUAUCUUAAAGAUAAAAUAGAUGAUAGAAAGCAUUUUCAGGCAGUUAAUUGUAAUUACCUUAAUAUUAAGUUACUUGAAAUUUAUAAAAAUAAAGAUUUAAAGAUUAAGAUAGAUUUUAAGAGUAAAGAAGAAAAUUCAGCUAUUUGUUUUUAUAAACCACUUACGGAUAAAGAUAAUCAUAAAGAGAUGGUAUGCAAUAAUAAAAAUAAUGAUAGUUCAGGAAUAUUUCCUAGUGUUGAUUCUGAUCAAAAAUAUAAAUGGGAGCUUAUUUAUGUGUAUUCAUCAUUAGAAGAACUUAAAAUUAUUUCUCCGGGAAUUUUGAGAUCUUUUGUUGAAGAAGACAAUUUGCUUAUAUCAUCUUAUUCAAUAGAAAACAGUUGUGCAAAUUUUAUUAAUUUUGCAAUAGGGACUUUUUCAAGGCAUGAAAUUUUUAAUGGGGAUGAUAAGAAAUUGAUAUUCUGCCCGUUGUAUAUGAAACAGUUAAAUGAAUCAAUUUUAGAAAUAAUUGAUGAUUUUUCUAACAUUAUUAAAUACGUAGAAUUUUUAUUACAGAUGUCAUAUCCUCUUGAAUCUUUAAGUGUUUUAUUUACAUUGAUAGAAACUGAUAUGAUACAUUCUUUAAAUGUCGCUAUUUAUAAUAUUUCACAUAUUUCUACUUUCAAUGACAUUGAACCUAAGUUUUUAAUCAAAAGAUUAAUUUCUAAUAUUAUUUCGUCACAGAUAUUUGAUUAUCAUGUUUAUUCUAGAGAUAAUACUGAUUAUUGGAUUUUUUGUGGACUUAAAGGAUAUCUUGAAGACUAUUGUGUCAGAAUUUUAUUGGGAAACAACGAAUUUUUGUUUCAAUAUAAAAUUGACAAGGAUUUUGUUUUAAAAAAUGAUAUUUAUGAAUUACCAUUGUGUGACGAGAAACGUGACCAAAUAUCUUAUAAAACAGAUUUUUUUAUUAAAAAAUCAAAACUUGUUUUUCACACACUAGAAAAUAAUCUUAGUAAAGCGUUUUUAGAAAAAAUUAUACGAUUUUUGAUAGAAAAAAAAGAUGAAGUUUUAGUGAAUUUUACACCGGAUUUUUUAUCUUUAAUUAAAGAUAUUACAGGGAAAGAUAUGAAAGAUUUUUUUGAAUUUUAUGUAUUUAAGCCUGGCUUAUUAAAAGUUAAUUUUAGAUAUAGCAUUGAUACAAAAAAAAAUAGAGUAGAUUUUAAGAUUGAACAAAGACCUACGAGUAAAAUUUUUAAUCAUAAUACCAAAGCUAUUGGAAAUAUUUCUAUAGCAUCAUAUGAAGUAGAAGGAUGUUUUGAUCAUGUUAUUAAUAUGCAAAAUUCUGAUCAUUUUUAUUAUCAUGUACGAACUAAGAAAAGGAAAAAAAUUGAAGAAGAGGAGGAUGAAAUAAUGCCUCUUUUAUGGAUGAGAAUGGAUCCAAAGAGAGAACAUCUAAUAGAUGGUUUUAUAGAACAACCUGAUUAUAUGUUUAUAGAACAAGUUUUAGAUAAAAAUGUUAUAGGACAGUUAGAAGCUUUAGACCAACUUUCUAAAAAUAUUUCGAUACAAAUUUGUGAAGUCUUAGAAAGAGUUUUAGAUAGUUCCCAUGUUUUUUAUAAAAUCAGAAUUAAGGUGAUGUAUAUUUUAUCAAAAAUCAAUAUUGACAAUUUUAUAGGGUUUCAAAGAUUAAUUCAAUUUUUUACAAAAAAAUAUUUUGUACAAUCAUCUACGAUUGUUAAACCCAAUGAAUUUUUGUUUGUAAAUUAUUUUCUACAGAAGCAUUGUGUAAAAGCUUUGUCUUAUACUAAUCCAUCAAUAAUAAAAGGCUAUAAUGGCCGGAAUGUAGCUUCUUUUUCUGUUAUUUGUUCAUUUAUAAUUAAUAUAUUAAAGUUUAAUGAUAAUUCUGCCAAUCUAUACAAUGAUUCAUGGUAUAUUGCCUCUGUAAUUGAAUGUCUUAGUAAACCUAUUUUAGCUUUACAACAUUUUGAAGAUUUAGAAAAUUAUAAUAGCAAGGAUACAUUUUCUGAGCAUUUAUCCAGUAAUGUUAUUGAAGAUAGCAAUACGAAUGAUUACAUUGUUAAUAAUAAAGGUACUGAUUUUCAGUAUGAUCUACAAGAAAAUAGUUCUGAUGAUCUUAAAGAAAUUUUUAAAGAAGAUGCAAUUGAUAAUUUUACAUUUAAUGAAGAAAAUGUAAAAAAAGAUAAAAAUUCUUUUAAAUUUAUUCAAGAGGCUUUAGAAGAAGUUGAACGAUACAGAAUUAUGGAUAUGAUAUUUUCAUCACAUAAAAAUAUUAUUACUGAAAGUAUAAUUUAUUUAUUGGGCAGAUUAAGCAUUUAUGGAUGUAUUACACUUACAAAAUUAGCUUUAAUUAAUUAUUCAAAAUAUCCCAAUUCCUUUAAAGUGAGAAAGGCUUCCUUUGUAAUGUUGACAUUCUUAUACAAUGAUGAUAUGGAGUGUUUAAAGUACUUGUUUGAUGUCAUUAAGUCUGAUAUUAUAGAUAUUAAAUUACUAAUUCUUAAUUCUUGGAUAAAUCUUUUAAGUAUAAAAAAUGAAGAAACAAAAAAAACAUUGUUUCCUUUCCAAUCAGAAUUCCAUUAUUUAUUAGAAUUAUACGCAUAUGAUUAUGAUUUUAAGUACAAAGUCUUUGAAAUUUUAGAUUUUUUAAACAACAAAAAUGUGUCUAUUAAUGAAUACAAUAAAAAAUUGAUAACACUGUGUGAAACUAAAUUUAAUAAGAAAUUUAUAAUUAGAAAACUUGAACAAGAAAAAAUUAUUACAACUCAAAAUCUAUUAAAAAUUAAAUUAAAAGAUUUUAAAAAGAUAAAAAGGCAGUUUUUAUUAGAUACUUAUUUAUUAAAACUAGCAAAACCUAAAAAGCGAGACUUGGAGAAAGAAGAAAUUAUUGAAGAACGGACAAAAAAAGAAAAUACGGCUGCUAUUCAAAAUGAAAUAAUAUUUUUAGGAACAUCUAAAAAAGAUGAUGUAAAAGUUUACAAUAAAUCAGAACUUAUUGUUGAACAGAAAAAUUCCAGACUGGAAGAUGUUAAUUUAGAAGAAAUGCUGAGAUUUGACGAGUUAAAUAACGAAUUAGACGAAAUUUAUCUAGAAUUUAAUAAAGUACCUAACGAACAAGUACAAAGUAUUAAUUAUUCGAGUAAUGAAAUGUCAAGUAUUAAUUUUUCAAAAAAUACAGAACAUUUUAAUCGAAUAGUUAAUUUUGAAAAUGAUUAUUUUAAUGAUAAAUCUUUGAAACAAACAAAUCUUACGAUAAAUAAAUUGUUUAAUGAUUUUAGGAAUCAAGUCUCUGAGAAUUCUCGCAGGACAGAUUCAAGCACAUUUAGUGGGACUUUUAAUUAUUUAGAAACCGAGUUUGAUGAUAAUUUUGAUAGUACAUCAAGGAAAAAUAAUACAAAAGAAACCUCAAUGGAUAGCUUUCCACAAAUUAGUUCACAAAAAGUUGAUUUAGAGAAAUUCUUAUUAAGUGAUAAUAGUGAAGAUGAAGAAAAGCAGGAUUCAUGUAAAACACAAAUACUAGAAGAACGUGAUUUUGAUAGAGAUUUUGUAGAUAUUGGAUUUAUACCUAUAAGAAAUAAUAUAACACAGUUUUCGUCGUCAUUUGAAUCACUUUUAUCCUCAUCUAACAAAUAUUCUAAUUUUUCGCCUUUGCAAAAAAAUGCCUUCCUAAAAAAUGAAGAAAGCAAUACUAUUCCUUUAAAAGAUUUUGCACAACCAAGAGAUAUUUUUGAAAACAGUAAGUUCGCCACUUCAUUUUUUGUUUCUGAAUCUUGUGCUGCCGAUAAACUUUCAAAAUCGACUCUUGAAGAUAGUUUGGAUAAUAGUACAUCACAGAUUAAAUCUUCAAAUGAAAAUCGUAAAGAAUAUUUUUUAAAUAGUGAUACAGAGUUUAUGCGCAUUAAAAAGAAAAAUUUAGAACCUUUAGAAGCAUUUGUUUAUAGGAUUGAUGAACUUACAUUGCGUUUUCCUAUACGAACCAAAAUUCGAUUACCAGCCUACAGAAAUUUUAUUAAAUUUGAAAAAGACACUGUAUUUAGAAAAAGAAGAAAUAAAUUUGAAGAGUUAAGUUCUCCUGAAUUUUACUCUUCAAAAAAGACAUCUUAUCAGAUAAAACAUAAUGAUCCGAUAACAAAAAAAUUAUUUUAUGGAACAAUUAAUAAUAUAUCAGUUAAACAAGUAAAUAAGGUUAUAUUUAAAAAUAAGAAUAAUAGCUUUUUUGAUUGGAGACCCAAAACUUUUAAAGAGAUAGAAACAUAUGUUUCUAGUGAGCAUAGAUAUAAGAAGAUUUGGCGAGAAAUGGAGAGAGCUUUAGUUUUUGCAUUGUCGUAUUCGCAAUAUGGAUCUCGCACGUUUAAUAUUGCAAAAAGAUUAUUUGACAUUUUUGAAGUUAAAAUUUAUGAAACUUAUCAGAUACCAAAAAUUGUUCAUCCUAUGUCGAGUAUUUUACAAAAUUAUUGUGUAGAUUUUUUAAAUAAUUUAUGUUUAAAUGAUAAAUUCUUUUCUUUUAUACGACCAGUUAAUAUUGAUGGUUUGGAUGCAUAUGUUGAUAUUGUUAGAUCUCCUAUGUGUUUGGACAUUGUACAAAAAAAGAUGAUGAAAUAUUUAACUAUAGAAUCAUUUUACGGUGAUAUUAAGCAAAUUUAUAAAAAUUGCGUAUAUUUCAAUCAAAACAAGGCAGAGAUAGUUCACAGUGCAAAGAAGUUACUAAAAAAAACUCAAGAUUUUGAUCAAUUUCUUGAAAAUUACAAAAAUAAAAUAAGUAGUGAUGAAUUUAUUAAAUUACUAUUACAAAGAUUUGAAGAUAGCAUAAAUUUUAUAGAUAUUUUGAGAAAAUAUGACAAUAGGCAAAUAGUUACAUUUAAAGAACUAAUUGAUGAAGUAAGAAAUAUUAAAAGUAAUAGUAUGAGAAAGUUUAUAUCACAACAGGAGUUACAGAGAGAAAUGGAGAUAUUUGAAGAUCAAAUAUAUCAUGCGUUUAGUGUUUAUGGUGAGAAGGUGUAUUCAUGGGAUAUUUAUAAUUAA